Molecule: messenger RNA, 1214 nt
Organism: Falco peregrinus (peregrine falcon)
Lineage: Eukaryota; Metazoa; Chordata; Aves; Falconiformes; Falconidae
Product: epidermal differentiation-specific protein-like
Exons: 2
Coding region: 213-740 (175 amino acids)
Biological process (GO): lens development in camera-type eye; visual perception
Molecular function (GO): structural constituent of eye lens
Source: RefSeq, a predicted model, not a curated record
CUGAGGGUAAUAUCAGCCACUUCUCAGUUCCGUGGCAUAGGGUGUUUCCCAAGACCUCUGUGCAAGCUAUAAAAGUAGGCGAGCGAGCUGCUCCCAUCAUCGUUAGAGCCGGACCGGAGGAAGCGCAGUCGGGUCUCUCUGUCCAGAGCCGACACCGAGACUGUCACCCAGCUCCUACAGCAAGAAGUCCAGCCCACAGAAGCCCUGCCAAGAUGGGAAAAAUCAUCAUUUACGAGCAUGCCAACUUCCAAGGUUACUCCAGAGAAUUCACUAGUGACAUUGCCAAUCUAAAAGAUGUAGAUUGGAAUGAUUGUGUCUCCUCAGUGAAAGUAUUCGGCCAGCCUUGGGUGGCUUAUGAGCACAGCAAUUACAGAGGCCAGCUGCUGGUGUUUGAGGAGGGAGAACAUGGCUUUGUUGGCAGAGAGAUGAAUGAUAAGAUCACUUCUCUGCAGCUGAUCACUGAAAAUCUGUGCAGUCCCCAGAUCACUCUCUACGAACAUGCCCAUUACCAAGGGAAGAGCAGGGUGAUAAGAGAAGCAACCAACCUUGCCAGGGGACAUGACAACGACAUCAUAUCUUCCCACAAAGUCCAGCGCGGUGUCUGGCUGUUGUGUGAACACAGCGAUGGGAGCGGUUUUCGCUACAUUGCGAGAGAAAAUGAGCACCUCCCAUAUUACGGUGCCAUCAAUUUCAAUGACAAGCUCUCGUUUCUGCGUCCCCUGAUCCCUGGCAGGAGCUGAGGCUGUUGGGCUGCAAAACCUGCAGCGCUGAGGCAAGAUGCAGCCCCAGCAGGAGAUGCAGACCCAGAUCCCUGUCUGUACUUGUACUGCUUUUUCCCGCUGCAUCACGCUGAAUGGGAGAGCUCUUCCCUGCUGCACUGCGCACCUGCCUGCCCCAGUCCUGCCUUGCACUGCUCUGCCUCCCUACGGUGCCUGCAAACGCAAGAGCUAUCAUACGUCGUCAAACGAAAGACACUCAAAGAUAAGAGGCAUGCCAGGGGUGUGCAGCCUAUUGCACCUGUAUUUUGAUUUUUCCAUACUAAAUAAUGUAAAAGCAUUGCACGUAGCUUCUGUUGCUAAAUACAUAAACAAAACAUGUUUAACCAGCAUCACUUUGUGAUUUGUUUUACAGCACUCUUGCUUUACACAGCCUCUGCCAUUAUAUUUUUGCUUUCCAUUUUGCACUGUUGCCAUUAGAAAAGCCAUUGAAAGCAA